Acanthopagrus latus (yellowfin seabream) is the source of this 2176-nucleotide messenger RNA. RefSeq names its product NOP58 ribonucleoprotein homolog (yeast) (gene nop58). The coding region runs from base 158 to 1768 and encodes 536 amino acids. Gene Ontology annotation, cellular component: box C/D methylation guide snoRNP complex; small-subunit processome. The transcript has 15 exons. The record is from RefSeq and is a predicted model, not a curated record. Lineage: Eukaryota; Metazoa; Chordata; Actinopteri; Spariformes; Sparidae. Gene Ontology annotation, molecular function: snoRNA binding.
UGACCGGAUCUGGCAACCCAGCAGUUUCCUGGUGCGCUCUCUCGCCGCGUGUGCUUCAGCCUCAGUCGGAGCAACAGCGUGGUGACGGUCGGAAAAAACUGAAGGCUCUCAAUCAGAGAGCGCACAAACUCUAUAAAGUGACUGACCGGCGUCCAAAAUGCUGGUGUUAUUCGAGACCGCUGCUGGAUAUGCGAUAUUCAAAGUCCUCGAUGAAUCCAAACUGCAGCAAGUCGACAGCUUGUAUAAGGAGUUUGAAACUCCUGAAAAGGCGAACAAAGUUGUGAAGCUGAAGCACUUUGAGAAGUUCCAGGACACAACAGAGGCCCUAGCAGCUGCCACUGCCCUUGUCGAGGGAAAAAUUGGCAAGAGCCUGAAGAAAGUCCUGAAGAAGGUUGUUGCCAAGGAGGCACAUGAGCAGCUGGCCAUCAGUGAUGUGAAGCUCGGUGGUGUUAUUAAAGAAAAGCUGGACCUGAGCUGCGUCCACAGCCCAGCCGUGGCUGAGCUGAUGAGGUGCAUCAGGAGCCAGAUGGAGGGCCUGAUCACGGGACUUCCUCCCAAGGAGAUCAGUGCCAUGUCCCUGGGGUUGGCUCACAGUUUAUCCCGAUACAAGCUAAAGUUCAGUCCAGACAAAGUCGACACUAUGAUCGUGCAAGCUAUAUCUCUGUUAGACGACCUGGAUAAGGAGCUCAACAACUACAUUAUGCGCUGCAGGGAGUGGUACGGCUGGCACUUUCCAGAGCUGGGAAAAAUCGUCACCGACAACUUGGCUUAUUGCAAAUCUGUCCGCAAAAUUGGUGAUCGCACAAACGUGGCCGGCUCUGAUUUGUCAGACAUCCUCCCCGAGGAAAUCGAGGCCGAGGUUAAACUUGCUGCUGAGAUCUCCAUGGGAACAGAGGUGUCGGAACAGGACAUUGGCAACAUCAGGCACCUGUGUGAUCAGGUGAUUGAGAUCUCAGAUUACCGCACUCAGCUGUAUGACUACCUGAAGAACCGAAUGAUGGCGAUCGCCCCCAACCUGACAGUCAUGGUGGGCGAACUGGUCGGCGCCCGUCUCAUCUCACAUGCAGGUUCCCUUCUCAAUCUGGCAAAGCAUCCAGCCUCCACAGUGCAGAUCCUUGGUGCAGAAAAGGCUCUGUUUAGAGCCCUGAAGACCCGCAAAGACACGCCCAAGUACGGUCUCAUCUACCACGCAUCCCUAGUGGGUCAGACCACUGCCAAGAAUAAGGGCAAGAUCUCCAGAAUGCUGGCUGCAAAAGCAGCCCUGGCUAUUCGCUAUGACGCCCUGGGCGAAGACACUAAUGCUGAAAUGGGAGCAGAGAACCGAGCCAAGUUGGAGGCAAGGUUGCGCCAGCUGGAGGAGAGAGGAAUCCGCAGAAUCAGUGGAACAGGCAAAGCGAUGGCAAAGGCAGACAAAUACCAGCACAAGAGUGAAGUGAGAAUGUACGAUCCAUCCGGCGACUCCACAAUUCCCUCCACCUCAAAGAAGAGGAAGUUUGAAGAGAUGAAGGAGGAGGAAGAGGCUGCUGAGGAGCCCGAAACGCCAGUAGUGAAAGCCAAAAAGCCCAAAAAGGAAGCAGUAACAGAAGAAGAAGAAGCCGUAGAGGAGGAGCCCCCAAAGAAAAAGAAGAAGAAAAAGAAGGAUAAGAAGGCAGAGGCUGAAGCCGAGGAGCCAAAAGAGGAGGAGGAAGAAGUAGCAGUAACAGAGUCAACUGAAAAGAAGAAAAAGAAGAAGAAAAAGAAAGUCAAGGAGGCAGAAGAUGAUGAAUGAAAGAGUGGAGAGUGUAUAUAUGUUCUGUUCUAGUUUUUUUUUUUUAAUGUCAUUUUAGUUUUGUGUCAUACAUUUAUAUCUAAUCAGGGCAAAACUGAGUGGCUGUUUCAGGACAUCAGAGAGAGUUCAUGUUGAAGAACAAAAUGGUGGGAUCCACUUUUAUAACUUUGAGUAAACUGUGGGAUGAAAUCUCUCCAUGUAUUUCCAGACUUAACAUGAGUGAAUAAUGUAGAAUUUUUAUGAUUUUUUAAAUGAUAUAUACUCAGUUUGUAAUCAACCAUCAUCAGUUUUAUUUGUGAACACGUCUACCAAAUUGAGCACAGAAGAAUGAGUUGAGAUUCCCCAGCUCUCUUAUUGUCCUAGACUGAACAUCCGCCCUGGUGAAAUAAACAUUUUUUGCUGUAAUGA